UUGCACUUGGACUUGGAGUUCUCCACAUAAAGAAAAGAAAAGAGGAAGUCUCUCCGGAAACGCCCAAAACACCAACACGCGACGCGAGCCCAGCAGCUGCCUGCCUCCUCCUCCUCCUCCUCCUCCUGCAAACGCGCACUGACACACAGCUCAUUGGCCCCUCCGCCCGCGACUCCGGCGCCGUCGGCACCGCCAUCUGCUACAAGAAAGACCACCCGCCUCUUCCCAUCUCCCGGAGCGGCCCGAGAUAGUUAAUGCGCCCGUGAGGCGGCGGCGGCGGACGGGCAUCCCGGCCGGCGGUGGCGCAGUAAAGGAGGCCCCUGCCUGUCUGUUGCCUGCGGAGGCGAGCCGCGCGGCUGUGCUGGUCUCCCUCUUCAGGCCAUGGGGGGCUCCAAAGGGGAGGACAAGCCCGCCGAAUGCGACGAAUGGAGCUACCAGUUUACAAACAAGGACACACUGAUUUUGAAGGCGCCAAAGAAGUCACCCCUCGCGCUGAGAAUGGUUGUUUUCUCCAUGACAAUGAUCUGUGGGGUGUUUAUUUGCUCAAUGUGUAUGCGGCAACUUGGAAGCGACAGCUGGUCAAGGAUAGUGAAGAUCCAAGUCGCGGAACAGCACUGCAAUAAGUCCUCGGUGCCUCCUUCUGAGGUUCACUUUGUGCAUUAUCCACAGCCACUGAAUUACAGCAGGAAAGAGUGCAUGUGUACUCCUGUACGGUACUUUGCAAUUAUCUCAUCGCAGCGAUCUGGAAGUGGCUGGUUUGAGACUCUUCUAAACAGUCACAUCAAUGUUAGCUCUAAUGGAGAGAUUUUCUCAAAUAAAGAGAGGAGGAAUAACAUUUCGUCUAUAACAAAGACAAUGGAUAAGGUUUAUAAUCUUGAUUGGAAUAGUAGCGCUUCCAAGGAUGAGUGUACUGCUGCUGUUGGCUUCAAAUGGAUGCUUAAUCAGGGUCUUAUGGCAAAUCACGCACAAAUAGUUGAUUACUUCAACCAAAGAGGAGUCUCUGCGAUAUUUCUGUUCAGAAGGAAUCUCCUCCGUCAGAUGGUAUCACAACUAGCAAACAAUCAUGACAGAUACCUUAAGCAGUUGAAUGGGAAACAUAAGGCCCAUGUUCACACAAAAGAUGAGGCGAAUAUACUUGCAAAAUAUAAGCCCAGGCUCAACACAACAACAUUGAUCGGGACACUGAAAAAGGCAAAUGACUACACUCGUAAUGCUCUUGAAAACCUAAAGAGCACCCGCCACAUCACAGUGUACUACGAGGAUCUUAUCCAAAACAGAACAAAGCUUGUUGAUGUCCUGGAUUUCCUUAAAGUACCGACGAGGAAACUAGUCAGCAGGCACGUGAAGAUACACACGAAACCACUUUCUGAUCAAAUUGAAAACUGGGAUGAAGUCUAUAAUGCUCUGAAUGGUACCCAAUUUGAGAGUUUCUUGGAUGCUGACUACAGAAUAUGACAUUGUUCUGUCUGCACAUUUCUGGUGUAGAUAUUGUCUUUUGCGUGUUACUUUUCCUUUCUUUCUUAAAUAGCUAGCUUUGACAUGCCUGGCAAAAGUUUUGACAUGAGGAAUGGCGGGGUUUCCACGGUGGCUCACUAGUUCUUUGAUAGGUAGCACUAAUUCCGUUAAAUUUUUUUUCCAUCUUUUCUGUGUAACUGACUCUGAAGCUUCAGUUUCUUGCAUCAUAGCCUUGCAUAAGAGAUCUUUACGAUUUCCA
Lolium perenne is the source of this 1714-nucleotide messenger RNA. RefSeq names its product retrovirus-related Pol polyprotein from transposon TNT 1-94. Gene Ontology annotation, molecular function: zinc ion binding; nucleic acid binding. The record is from RefSeq and is a predicted model, not a curated record. NCBI's taxonomy places the organism in Eukaryota, Viridiplantae, Streptophyta, Magnoliopsida, Poales, Poaceae. Gene Ontology annotation, biological process: DNA integration.